AUGCUAGUUGGACAAGAUAUAAAACCCACUUGGAAUUUGCUCUUCUCUGGAAGGAGAGUCUUUUGCAAAAAAGGAUGUGAUGCUGAUGGAGAGACAUGGGAUGAAUGUCUGUCAGAAUGUGAGGAGAUAUGCUAUAAAAAUCCAGUUCUGAAGGAUCAACAGUGGAGUGCUUACAUUGAUCGAUCCCCUGGUGCCGCCAGCUGCUCUGAGGAAUGCUUUCAUGCUUGUGUAGCUGGCUGUGCAUACAAGUUUGAUGUUCCUUCCCAGAAAGUUGAUCAAAUCCAUCCAAGCAGGCCCCCACAGCCUCCUCCCAAAGAGAAGCAAGCCACGCCUGCUGUGAAAAGAAUACAACCCCGGGGGUCCAGCCAAAACGUUGAUGACAUACCUGGGACAUCCGCGUAACAGCAACCGAUCUAACAGUGUAGACAACUCGGAAUGCAUUUAUUCUGCUAGGAUUACUGGCACAAAUCUAAAUUUUGUCACAUAUCAGAGGCAGUAGUAAUUUAGUCUCAUUGAGAGCUCAUUGAAAAGUUGGCAAGUUUUUUGAAACUAACAAGCAAUCGUAGACUAGUGUUACAUAUUAUCAUGAGAAGAACUUUGUGUACAACUUAGCUAAAAAUGUAGUCUCAUUACAACAUGCAUCAAGUAUGUAAUAUGCUUAAUGGGACAUUAUUUUCAUUGCCAGAACACUAAAUUACUUCA
Molecule: messenger RNA, 702 nt
Organism: Capsicum annuum
Lineage: Eukaryota; Viridiplantae; Streptophyta; Magnoliopsida; Solanales; Solanaceae
Exons: 5
Coding region: 1-402 (133 amino acids)
Source: RefSeq, a predicted model, not a curated record